This is a messenger RNA of Paramecium sonneborni, 246 nucleotides long. Lineage: Eukaryota; Ciliophora; Oligohymenophorea; Peniculida; Parameciidae. The record is from the annotation of a GenBank genome assembly.
AUGGAUUAUAGUUUUAGAACAACAGAUUUGGUUUUAUUCCUUUUAAUAACUCAACUUGGCUGUCAUCUGAUAAUUCAUUGGAAUUAAUAUAACUGUGAUAUUUAUAGUUAAUAUUUGCUUGGAUUUUUAUUGUUCUAUUAAUAUAAUUGUUUCAACAUUCAUUAUAUAAUAAAUGAGUUUUGCUUAUAGUUUUACUUUUAACUGGAGAAACAGUUCAACAAAUUUAAUAGCAGUUUAAUAAGAUGA